This is a messenger RNA of Ipomoea nil (Japanese morning glory), 1189 nucleotides long. RefSeq lists its product as uncharacterized. The record is from RefSeq and is a predicted model, not a curated record. The transcript is spliced from 5 exons. NCBI's taxonomy places the organism in Eukaryota, Viridiplantae, Streptophyta, Magnoliopsida, Solanales, Convolvulaceae. The coding region runs from base 81 to 1076 and encodes 331 amino acids.
GGGUUUUUUUGCUGCCUAUUUUUUAACCAACUGUUUCACCGUCGUUGAUCAAGACAGUUAACAAGUGAAUUCUGCAAAAAAUGAAGCAAUCAGCAAUACUACAAUCCGGUGAUGAUCAUCAUCCCCAGCAGCCUCGCAAGAUUUGCGACAAAAAUGCCUUAAUGUUGCGGCCUCCAAGCGAUGAACAACAACAACAUUUGAGGGUCGGAAGAAGGGAUUGUGUGAGCUGUUUGUUUAAUCAUCCCUCCUACUCAUCACUUACUAAUCUCUCUCUGUAUUCGACCAAAGAUCAUCAUGCUUUUCUAAACCCUGGAGCUGCCGCCAAAGUAACUCCGAUCAUACAUUUCCAACGACAGUACAUUUAUACCCUCGCCCAUGAAACCUUUGGUCCCCAUCACAAAUUAGUGGCAAAGGAAAUAAAUCUCACUCCUCAAUCUGCAAUUCUUCCCUAUUAUAACAAAGGACAAGAAAAUUCUUGCGUUUUAUCCUUGGGCUCUACUGGGAAAGGCAAGGAAGCCAUUGUGGCUUCUCCCAACAACUUUCUAGUGCAACUAUCUGGUGGUGGAGGUUUGGGUGUUACAGACAACGACAACAUUAAUAAUAAUGUUCCCAGAAAAAACAAACGAAAGAGGAGCAGGCCGUAUUCUCAUCCUAAGAUGUCUGUGUAUUCUUUCCCUACAAAUGUUAAGAACUUGCUAUCCACUGGCAUCUUCGAAGGCAUUCCUGUGAAGUAUGUUUCCUGGUCCAGAGGGAAUAGUCUUAAAGGAAUCAUAAAAGGGACCAAUUACCUCUGCUCAUGUGAACGCUGCAAAAUGAACAAGGCAGUGAAUGCUUAUGAGUUCGAGAAGCAUGCUGGGUGUGACACAAAACACCCAAAUAAUCAUAUCUACUUUCCUUCUGGGAAGUCCCUUUAUUCGGUAGUGCAGGAGCUGAAGGCCAUUGUUGAGAAUGAUUUGCUGUUUGAGGCCAUUAGAACUGCCAGUGGAACACCCAUUAACAUCAAGAACUUCCAGGCCUGGAAAGCCUUAUAUGAAUCUCCUAGCAACUCCUUUGGGGCAAAUCCAAUGAACUACUGAUGAUGAUGAUGAUUCGCUGGGCAUCAAAAUGCAAGGCUGCAGGAAAACUAUAUAUGUUAUUUGUAGCUUUUGAGUUUCAUACUUUAAUUGGACUUUACUAUUCUCUUGUUGAA